Messenger RNA from Beta vulgaris subsp. vulgaris (sugar beet), 2169 nucleotides. RefSeq lists its product as hypothetical. Bases 334 to 1962 code for a protein of 542 amino acids. The transcript is spliced from 8 exons. Gene Ontology annotation, cellular component: delta DNA polymerase complex; nucleus. Gene Ontology annotation, molecular function: DNA-directed DNA polymerase activity. The record is from RefSeq and is a predicted model, not a curated record. Gene Ontology annotation, biological process: nucleotide-excision repair, DNA gap filling; DNA synthesis involved in UV-damage excision repair; DNA strand elongation involved in DNA replication. NCBI's taxonomy places the organism in Eukaryota, Viridiplantae, Streptophyta, Magnoliopsida, Caryophyllales, Amaranthaceae.
UUUGUUUUAAUUUUUGCAUUUUAAUUCCUGAGGCUGUACCUCUCUUUCUAUACGAUAAAUUAUUGUACACUUUGAUACAUUUUAACAGUUUUGGGUUUUUUUUUUUUUUUUUUUUUUUUAUGUGCGCAUCAGCGCAUGCAUCUCUUAGCUUGUUCUAAUAAAGGUGGUCUCCCACGCAGAUAAUGGCGGGAAAAUCACUUUGCCCUACUCAACCCCUCUAUUCUCUCUGAUUUCUCACAAUCACCGAUUCAUCGCUCACUGUUUUGUUCGUUGCUCUCUUCUUCAUCUAUUUUCUCUCUCCUCCUCCAUCAAUUCGUCUCUUGAGAACAAAUAAUGUCGGAAGUCGAAACCCUAGGAAUUCUCGAAGAGAUAUCUUCUCUCGUUUCCGACCGCCUUCAAGUGGUUUCUUACAAGUGGCUUAGUCGUAACUUUCUGGUGUCAUCGAAUGCUGCUAAAAAGUUGCUUCAGGAAUUUGUGGAGAAACACAAAGAUGACUUAGAAGUAGUCUACACUGCAUCCGGAUGGUUGAAGAAAUCUCCACCAACUUACCACAUAAGACUCGUUCCAGGACCGAAACUUGCAGAAGCCGAGCAUGAUUUUGAUGGUAGUUGCUCAGUCCAAGUCUAUAGUGUACAAGCCUGUAUCCCAAAAGAUCCAGCUGCUAUAUGGAAUGCAGAGUUUAUUCAAGCUGAAGAGCUUUUCAAGCAACCUGUUAUAAUAGAUAAUUGUCUCAGAGAUAAUAGGUUCUGUGGGGUCUCAAAUUCCUUUGUUAAGCGUAAUGUUGAAGGAGCUUCUAUAGCCGUGCCAGUGCCACAAACUAAAGGUGUAGGGAUGCCAGGUCAGGCUGUAGGUAGUUUAGCUAACCAAAGUCGUUCAACUAUGCAACCCGAGCCAAUAAAAUUAGACCAAGCAAGCCCAAAAUUACCUCUGCAAUCUUCCACUGUAACCACAUCCGGAACUGAAGCUGGCAGGUCUGGUACUUGUGAGCUAGAAAUCAAGGAGUCAGAUAAGAAUAAAACUUAUCUUCCUAUCAAGAAGAAAGGUCAGAGUGAUAGUAGCUCAGCAAAAACUGGGAGCUCCUUAGCAAACUUAUGGGGUCGUGCAUCUUCAAAAUCCAAAUCUAUCAACUCCCCUGCUGAAGAUAAAUCUGCUGCUUUGAAGACAAAUGUGACAGGUGUUUCAGAUAGUGCGGAUGCUCAAAUUAGUGCUCGUGAAAACUUGGAUGCUCCAAAUAGUGAUGAUGAUGAUGAUGUCAAUUUCAAGAGACCUUCCAAUGAUGGUGGCAAGAAGAGAAGGGUAGUCUUUGAUGACUCAGAUGAGGAGGACUAUGAAAUGGCUGUUAAUCUAGGAUCGCCUGAUGUUCCGAAAGGGAAAUCAUGUCAAGAUGCAAAACAAAAGAGUACAACAUUGGACAUCAUGAACAGUAUACCGAAGUUUGAUGAACAAGAGGAAUGUAAACCAAUAGUGAAGAAAGAAAAAAUAAUAGGUGAUGUCAACCAUUCUUUUCAAGAUGAUCUUUUAGCUCUUGACAAGGGUAAGAAUGUAAAGAUUGCCCCAGAAGGGAACCAUGGAAGAACACCUGAUGUUGAUAUGAGUAAUAAGAAUAAAGGAGCAGAUGUUGCUCCAAGCUCACCUAAAAGAAGAAAAGUAUUGAAGACACGAAUUGAUGAACGUGGGAGAGAAGUCACUGAGGUGGUAUGGGAAGGUGAAGAGGUAGACACGAAGGAUACAGAUGCAAAGAAGAGUAGUAGCGACAUUGCGAAAAAUUCUAAUGGCCACACCGGGAAGGUUGAAGAGAAUGGUCCAGCAAAUCCUGUUAAAAGGGCUGCUACUAAUAAGAAGUCUCCAGCAGUGGGAAGCACAGUGCCUUCUCAUGCAGCAGGAAAAGCUGGCAGUAAGAAAGGAGCAAAUUCAAAGGAUCCUAAGCAAGGAAAUAUAUUAUCGUUCUUCAAGAAAGUAUGAUUAGUUUUGUGAAAUAACAUAUAGUGUCUUCUUUUUUCUUUUUCUUUUUUUUCUGUACUCCAAAAUAUCUCAGCCUGAGUUAAAUACAUUGUCUUGCUACGAAUUGGGUAGUGUAAUUAUGUUGUGCUGCAAUCUCAUGAGCACUGAACACAAAUAUACAAAAUUCUCUGCUGUUGUAAGAGGGCCACCUUCAUUUGUUCUUGCGAA